AUGAAUUUGUAGGAAUAAGAGAAAGCAUAAACAUUUGAAUAAGAACUUGUUUUAUAAAGGAGUAGCAAUUCAAAUAAUGAAUAUAAAAGCAAAAAAAUGGAUAAAGAUUCUUGUAAUUAUGACUAGAUAAGUGAGGAUAUAAAAUUACUAGAUCAUCUUUUGAAUAAAAAUGAACCCUAUGUAGGCUAAAAAAAUGAAGAUAGCAGUAAAUAAAUCAAUCGAAUUUAAACUAAAUCGCUUGAUUAGCCAACAGGUUAGAAUACAUAGCCAACAGGUUUGUAUAUAUAGCAAACAGGUUAGAAUAUAUAGACCUAAGAUAAAUUUGAAAACUAGUAAGAUGAAGAGGCAGAUGUCACUUCUAAUGGACUAAUGGAUGAACAAAAAUAAGACAAAAAAUAAAUGAAUUCAAUCAAAAAGUUUAAAUAGUUCAACAAAAAAACAUUUAAAAAAACAGCCAAGCUCUAAAAAAGCAUUUAUGAUAUCCUGUUUAAAAGAAAAUUAUUCAGAAUAAUUUUAUUGUUAGCAAUUGAAGUUGUUGCUAUAGGACUAUUUAUAGUUUUCUUUAAUGGUUUAGGUUAUAGUAGAGGUUAGAUUUAAAUUUAAGAAAGUGAUCAAAUAGAAAUUCAAUUAAAUAGGUGUGUUAUCAAAAUUAUUGACCAUAAUAAAAAAGAUAAGAAUGACUACCUUUCAAGAACAUAUCUACCUGCUUAGAUUGACGGAAACAUACUGAUGGUCUAUUCGUUUCCUACUCCAUAGCCUUACUAAAAAAAUUACUCAUUUUCUUAAUCAAACUCAUAAAAGAGGUUUACACUUAAUAAUAAUGCAAAUUAUAAAUCAUGUGAAAUUGCAUUUUAUGACUUUUCAUUUUUGACUUUCUAAGGAAAUUUUGAAGUUAACAACUUCUAAUUUUCAAAAGCUUCUGUAGAAACUUCGGAGGGUGAUAUAAUUAUACAAUCUUUAUAGAGUAUUACUGCAACUGUAUAGCUAACCAAUAAAUAUUAUUGUGUCUCAACAUAUUCUUCAACUCCUAUAUAGAAUACUAUUACUAGUAAUCCAGCAAGCUGUACUCCUGUAUUUCCCUACGGAACAACUGAUUUUGAUCCUAAAAACAUGAUAGCUGAGAGAUGUAUUUCAGGUUCAAUUACUAUUCCUUCUAAUAUAGGAGGAAAUCAAAACCUCAUAGCAAAGAAUACAUUUGGUAACCUUUUCAUAAAUGUACUUUAAAAAGUAGGGUAAGCAGCAGACUAGAUCCUCAAUGCAUAGUAUGUUUAUGAUCAAACUAUUUAUGGAAAGAAUGGAGAUUCAAUAUCAUUUUCCAAUAAUUCAUAGAGCAGAUUGAAUAGCUAGAUGGAAUCAGCAAGUAAUCCAAAUGUAUAUGAUCCAAUCUUUGUUAUGAGGUUUGGUUCCUCAUAAAUAGAGUCUAAUACUUACUAAUAAUGGCAAAUAACAUACAAUCCAGCUUAUUCAUACUUUAAACCUUAUUGGUUAGGGGCAUUGUCAGUAAAUCUUCUUAAUUCUUAAAAAUAUUAAGAUUAAUAUUUUCUCGCACCAGGAUUUUGUCCAUAUGUAAAUUCAUUGAGCUAAAAGAGACUUAAUGCAGUUAAAGAAUUGCUAAAAUCAUAGUUUAAAUCAUAGUAAAAUUCUGCAUAUUUCAUUUAUUCUCUAGCUUGGUAAUCUUCAAUCAGCUUGCCACCAAUCGAAUUUACGUAAACUGAUACAUAUAGUAGUUUAAGAGAUAUAUCUCUUAGUGAUAAUUAUGUGGACGAUUGGAUUGAUUUUAAUAAAAAUAGUGAUGGCAAUAUUUCUACAACUUAUUUGAAUGUAUCAUAAAGCGGAGCAUUAGAAGCAGCAAUAAUAGUUAGCUUUAUAUUAUCAUCCAUAGUAGGAUUAAUCCUAAUGAUCGCAAUAGUUUACAUAAUAAAUGUUAACUACAUCUAUUUACUCAAUCACAUAUCUAACAUAGAUACCUAUUCCUAGAUUUUAAAUAAUCAAUAAAAUCAAAAUGAAAAAGGAAUAGAUAGUAGUGAAGAUCUUGAAGAACAAAAAGAAGAAGAAUCUUCAGUCCAAAUUAAUGAAAAAGCUUCUGAUGAUAUUAUCCAUAAUUUAGAGAAAGAUUCAAUAGUAGGAUCUGAGUUGAAAGGACUGUAUGAAAAAUACUGUUAUCUAAAUUAGGUGCUUGAAAGAAAAUUAGAUGAUGAAGACAGUGUUAUUUACCUAUAAAAAAGAGGUUUUAAGAUAAUGAAUAAAUAUGAUGCUUUAAUUCAGUCUUAUUCUUAUAUUAAAUAUAAUGGAAAAAUAGCAUCUAUCUCUGAUACUUAAAAUAAAAAUUCUUUAUAGCUCUUUAUAGAAUCUUCAUGCACUCUUACUAAAUUUCCGAAUGAUACAAUUGAUUCAAUAUCGUUUGACUAAUAUUACAACGAUUUUUGUGAGAUGAAUCAUAUUGCUAAAUAAACAAUUAGCGAAGGUUAAUUGUAAAGAGACUUUGGUGUUGAAACAAAAUAUGAUCCAUUAUAAGUGAUAGAGAGAGAUCCAAACUACGAUCUUAAAAAAAAUAAGACGAUGUAUAUUGUAGAUAAAAAUAGAGUUAAUAAUACCUUUAAGCUUCUACUUUCAAAGAAUCUGAAAGGAAAAUAAUUUAAAACAGAGGAAAUGGAAGAAGUUAAGAAAGAGUUAUUUUCUCCAGAUUUUUGGUGGUUUUAUGAUACUUUGACAGUUUUAGUUCACUUAGGAUCAAUUAUUAUUUUGGGAUGUCCUUUUUUGAUCCUGUUAAUUUUUAUAAGAAUGCUUCAAUCCAAUUAUUCUUCAGUUCCUAUUUAGAGAUUAAUUUUCAGCUAUGAUAUUAUAGAAGAGCCCACAUCUAUCCCUUACAAACUAAUGUCUGAUACUGGUAUAGUUAUUGCAUUUACUAUUAUCUCUCUUAUUUUCUUAGGUCUUUCAUCACUUGAUUUAAUUCAUUAUUAUAUCUUCAUGACAAUCCCUUAAGAGAGGCAAUUUUAAAAUUAUAACUAAUCAAGCAAUAUCAGAAAAUAUGCUUCAAAGAUAAUGUGGGUAAUUAUUCUGUUUGUUUUAUAUGGUGUUGGUGUGUAUUUAAGUUUAAUCGGCACAUGGCUCAUCUUAGGUGCUAUUAUUAAUCCAAAUGCAUUCUUACCAUAUGCAACUUCAGCUGCUACUUUUCUUACUUUAGUUGCUAGAAAAUAUUAAAUUCUAAAGCAGAUAUUAGAUUAAGGAGUAAAACUUUUAACAGAUUACUUAAAAGGAUUAGCAGAGAAAUAGUUUAAAGAUAUGUUAAAAAAAUUAGAUAUUGGAGGUAAAAUAUAUUAAUUUAUCCCAACAGAUCAAGUAAAAUCACUAUGCUAAGAGGCAGCUAAUUAUGGUCUAAUAGAUCCAAAGCUCUCUGAAAAUAUAUAAGAUAAUUUAGAGAUUAUGGUUAGAGAUCCUGAGGCUGUUUCUCAUCUUGGUAAUGAGAUGCUGCAGAUUGCAUAAGAUCCUAAAUAAUAUGCAAUAAGUAUUAUGGGAAAAUUAGAAGAAAAGGCAAAGUAAUAGCUUGAAUAAUAACUUAAAUAAUACCUACCUAUCAUGGCUCAGAGUCUAACUUAGCUAAUUUUCACUAUUUUAAGCCGUUAAAAUACAAGAAUGAAGACAUAAUUAGUAACUGUUCUAUCAGACUUAAAUUUAGAAAUCUAAAACAAAUUUAAAGAAAAAGUUGAUAAGGAUUUGACAUAGAAACUAGAAAUUUUUUCAGGACCUAUCUUAAAAUUAUUAUUUGAAUUUUAAUCAUAAGACAACUAAUCUAGGUAAGAAAAGAUGGAUGCCAUUUUAUAAUAAGUAAGUUACUUAAUAUCAACUAUGGUUUUGUAAAAAUUCCCUUUCUCAAAAGAAAAUUAUAUUUAAAUUUAAUCAGAAGAUAAAAAUUUGAAAAACCAAACGAAUACUGAAAAAAAGAGUGGAGAAGUUUAUGACUAUAAACAACUAUAUCAAGAAAAACUUAAAAAAUUAAAUAAGCCUGAAGUUUAAAUAAAUUAGCAAACAGUCUAAAAAGCUUUACAAACUAUGUUUAAUGGAAUAUAUAAUAUUUUUAAUGAAGGCUAAAAAUAAAAUUUAGAAGGAGUUUUAAAAGAAUUCUUGAAAAUUUUGUAGGAAUUUUAAUCUAUGCCAGUUUAUCCUAAAUUAAAAGAAAUAUCUAAAUUUACUAGCCUAUUAAGCUUAGUAGUAGAGGUCUCUAUUAAUUAUAAAUAAUUGUCAAGAAGUGACAUUUUAAGAAUGCUUAAAAAGUUUAUUUAUGACUCUUAGAUAGAAGAUAAAUUUGAUGUUUGUAAAUUUAGUGUUAUUGACUUUUGUGACUUCCUUCUUUUAAUUAUUAGCUCAUUUAAUUAAGAGUAGAAGACUCCUGAUGUAAAUCAAAUGAGAGAAAUAUUUAUUUCUAUUUUUAAAGAAAGUCAAAAUGCAGAUAAAAUUGAUGUCAAAAAGCUGUCAUCAAUUGUUGUCUUCUUCAUUUUAGGAUUUAGAAGUAACUUACAAAAUAUACCAGUUGACGUGAUUAAAGAUAUAUUAGAAUGGGUUAGAGAAACAUGUAAAGAUGAUCUUAAGUUAAUUACAUUGAUUAAAUUUAUAUAGCUUGUUUUAGAUAAUAAAGAAAAUAGUAAAGGAAAUACAUAAUAAAAAAAGCUAGUACUAAUAUAAAAUUUACUGUGUUUACUUGAGAAAUUAUUUAACAAUAAGAUAGGUUAAAUAGAGAAUAUGCAGGUGGGUUCACAAAGAAUUUAUGGUGUAUCAAAAGAAUUUUAGAAUUUCUUUUUAAAAAUUAUAUUUUGUAAACAUGGAAAUUUUACAAAUUAAUCAGAUUGGGAAAGUCUUACACAAUUAAAUCAUUUUUAAAUUAUUUCUAAAAAAAUGAGGAUGUCCCCAGAAGAUUUAAUUGGUUUAAUAUAAUUUAUGCUCAACUAAAAUACAUUGCCAUAAUACUAAAGUUUUGUAAGAAUGAUUCUUAAUUAAUACAAGAUUUAAAGGAAAGCUUAAAAAAUAUUAAAUCAACUUAUUGUCUUUGUUUUGUCUACAGAUGAUUAUGAUCUUCACGAAGUUUUCAUUGAAUUAGAUAUUGAAGAUAAAAUAGAAUUUUUUUUUCUAGAAAAAAAUAAAAAAGAAAAAUUAGGAAAGAUAAAUUUUGAAGAUUUUAAAACGAUUCUAUAAUUUUUAAGAGGAAAAUAUGACUUUGAUCUAUUUGAGUUACAAAUUACCGAAAUAUUAAAAAAAUACUUCCCUGAAAAUACUUUUGAAAAAAAUAAAAGUGCUAAUAUCAUAAAUUUUAUCAAAAAUAUUAAAUUUAAAAAUUAAGCAUUUUCUUACAUGUUGAAUAAUAUAUAAAUUGGAUAAAUCACAUACUAAUAAAUUGCACAGCUGAUUAAACAUUUGUAAAUUGGAGAAGAAUAAGGAGUUGAUAGCAAAACAGCAAACUUAUUUGGAAAACUAAUAUCUUUGACAAAUUUAAAUAGUUUAAAUUUAACUUCAUCAUCCUCUGUUUUCAAAGAAUAAGUUUAAAACCUUGCCAACGUUAUUAACCUAGACGAGAAAGUAGUAUAGUCUUUUUUAUAAUUAGUAUUUUGCCCAGAUGAUAAACUAUUCGAGUAAUUUAAUGAUUGUUUUUAGAUGCAAAUAAGCGGCCUUAAUUAUAGUUAGUUUAUAAACCAUAUUGUAUUUAACGUGAAAGAAAUAGAUGAUUACUAAAAUUAACUUACCAAAAUAAACUAAACACUUUUCUAAAAUAAAAUUCCUGUACCUUUACUUAAGAGUAUAGUUGUAGACAUGUAGAUUCCAUAAAAUAUGGAAACUGUUUAAUUCUUGUUGCAGCUCACCAACUAAGAAAUCCCUAAAAGCAUUAACAGCUUUAUCAAGUUUGUAUUUAACUCUUAAAUGAAUUCAGAAAAAGAAGAAUUUAUUUCAUUAAUACUUUAAAGUUAAAAUAAUGUUACUGAAAAAAAUUACUUAGGUGUUUCAGGAUUAGUAAAUAUGUUUACAAACACUAAAAGCUCUGUCAAGCUUUAAAUUCUUCUUCAAUAUUUAGCUGACUCUGACAAUUAGUAUAUUUUAUUAAUAGCUUGUAUGUUUUGCUAUUUAGAGGGUAGAGCAGAAGGAAUAUUUAUUAAAAUAAAUGACAACUAAAGCAAUAAUAAAACCAAAUUAUAUCUUUCAAUUGAGCAAUACUUAUCAAGAUAAUUAGAGAUUAAAAUAGAAUUUUUUGAGGCAUUCCAAGCAAUUUUUUGUAGCAAUAUAAAAUAAUUUUCCUCAGCUCUUAUAAAACUUUUUAGAUAAAUUGAUUACCAAGAACAGAGAUUUAUAAAGGAAUUCAGUUAAUAAGGAAUUAAAGCAAAUUAAGUUGCUCCAGAUGGAAAAUCUAAUACAAAAACAUAGAUAUUUAUGGAAAUUGUAAAAAAUAAAACAGAAUUAUCCUUUUUAGAAGUGUAAAAAUAAUAAGAAAAUUUUGUAAAUAACGUCACUGUUUCUGAUAAAGAAGUUGAGCAAUACCUCAACUUAAAAAGAGGUUAAUCUAUAAAUACUUCCUUUUUUAGUAGAGAGCUCAAUAUCCCUCUUGACAUUGUGGAAUUGUUCUAGUAUAUUUAUUAAAUAAAAAGUGCUGAAGAUUAUUAAUCUAUAAAUAAAACAUUUGAAGAAAUGAAAAACAGCUCAUCAGUAAUUUCAGUCUUGAAAAACAUAAACUUAGAGUUAAAAGAUCUUAAAAAUUGCAUAAAAUUAUUUUAUAAAAUGAUUGAAAUAUAAGAAGUUCAAUAGCUUUAAGAAGCAUUUAAUUUGCCUUCUACUGUGAAUGUAGAAGCAUUACAGAAUCUUUUACUUCUCGAUUAAGAUUUUGAUGAUUUUGCAAAUAUUGAAGACAAUAGAAAGUUAUUAUAUAAUUCUUUAAACUAAAAUACAAUAAAUUAAAAGUUUGAAAUAAAACCAUAUUGGUCUUCUUUUGUUUUAUGCUUAACUAAAAAUUUUGUUUUACUUGAAGCUUUUGCUAAUAAAAACACUUUACUCCAGCUAGCAACUGGUAAAAACCCAUAGUUAAUAUCUAUUUUCUAAGGUUUUAUAGGGGUCAUUUAGAAGAGAAGUUGUGAAUUACCAAUCGAUAAAAUAUAUUAGAGUAUUUACUUGCUCUAUCAGUAAGAAAUUUUAGUUAAGAAUAAAGAAAAAUCAAAAAAUUAAGAUUAUGAAGAAUAUUUUGAAUCAGAAAAUAAAAGUGCAUCUGCUAUCCAAAUAGAAAAAUCAAAUAAAUUUGAAUAUGCAAUGUAUUUACUAUAUAAAGAGCUUCAGUUAAGUCCAGUUUGGAUUUUACUAAUGUCUGGAGAUGUUUGUGCUUGGGACGAAUACAUUUUAAGAUAUUACUACACUUACAAAUUUGAUACAAAUUAUUAAAAUAAUCCAGCAAUAUCUCUCAUCUUAAUUCUUCAACUAAGAUAAACAGCAACUAUUGUAAAAGAAUUUAUCUCCUACCUUGAGUAUUACAUACAAAUAUAUAAGACGUAUUCUGAGAAAGGUGAAACCUAAAAAUUCAUUGAGGUUGGAAAAAAAAUUAUUUAAUACUUAGGAUAAUAUUUAUACAAUUUAAUUACCAUAGAUGCCCACAAAGUAACUGAGCUUGCAUAGGCUUGUUAAUUUCCUUAGGUUAUAUUACAUCGUUUAGCAGAAGAAGAAUUUAAUACAAUUACAGAUGAAAAAGAGAAAGAGUAGUACUAAAAGGAUGAUAUUAAUAAAUUAUUUGAAAGAGCAGCUCGAAUUUAUAAGGAUUAAAUUAAGAAGUAGAAUUAUUAUGACUUUAUUUAUGAUUUAUAUUUUAAUGUUGAUAAAUUGUGCUUUAAAUAACCUUAAAGUACUAAAAAUGCAAAUUAAACUACUCACUUCUCAUAAAGUCUAUAAUAAGAUGGAAUUAUCUAACUCCUUCUUAUAAGCACAUUGACAUAGUUACAGGAUAGUAGAAAGUUUUUAUUUUCAUUUAAUGAUAAAGGAUGUGAUCAUUAUAAUUAAGUCAGCUAUGAAAUUGAUUUUCUAUUAACAACUUUUGAUAUCUUUUAUUUUAUGAAGUUGGAUAAUCCUAACUUUUAAAAAUUCUACAUGCAUCCAAUUAUAGGCUUAUGCUGUGGAUUUAAUUUAGAUGGCUAUGAGAUAUUAUCUCAUUCUCCUGUAAAGCCAAUAGCUAAUUCAGAUUUUAUUAAAGAACUUGAAAAUCAUGAUGAUAAAGAAAAAUUAAAAAUUUAAUAAAUUGAAAGUAUAUUUUAGGAUUUUGGUUAGAUAAUUUAAAAAAUAGCAAAAGAAGCUCCAUCACUAAUUCUUAAAAAACCUAAUAAUGAACCUAAAGAAUAAAAGAUAAAGAAAUUUAGCUCAAACUUUUUCUCAAUCUUAAACUAUUCUGAAUAACCUGAUAAAUGGAGAUAAUGUAUGAAUAGGCUAAUAGAAGAGUUUGAUUCUUUUAUUGAAUCAUAAUAUACGACUGAUCGUACAGAGAAUUUUUUUUAUUUAAAUUCUCAUAAAUCAGAUUAGUAAAAGGAAUUUUAUGGGUAAUUAGGAGAUAAAGUAUCAAAAGAAGAAAAAUCAUAUUUAGAGUUUGUAGAAUCCCCUAACGCUCAAACUCUUUUGGGAUUUUUUAAAUAAGAUUACGAGUGCUUAUUUAACAAUAGCAUAAUGAUACAAUACUAUCAAGAAGAUCUAAAACUAUUUGUAAACAUACUUUAGCUAUCAGGAUCACUUUGGUCUUCGUUUGCUAAACAUACUGAUAAAGAAAAAUUUACUAUAUAAAUUUCUUAAGCCACCUAAUUUAUGAAUAGCAAUAAAAAAUCUUUAUUAUAAAUUGCUUCCUUGUUAUUUGACGGAAUUGAUAAUGAUUUAUCUACUAUCUGUGAAAGCAUGAACAUAAGUCCAAAGCUGUUAAAAAUUUUUUCUAAAGUUUUUUUGGAUAAAUACUAUACUGAAAUCUAGGAUUUUGAAAACCUUCUGUCUCUAACUAAGUAUUCUGAAACGAAUAAAAAGGUAAUUAGGAAUAUAAUACAUAUAUAUAGUGGUUAGCUUGACACAAUGUUGGAUAUCACAAAAUUCUCUCCUCUAUUUCAAUAUUCACAAUGUUAUUAAAUUUUUUAUUAGAUGCUUUACUCUUUUGAUAUAUGGAGUAUUCUAAGCUAAAAAACUGAUCCUUGUAAGAUUAAUAUAACAGAAUAAGUUUUUCUUUCACCAGAUAGAGAGGAAAAUAAAUUUAUGCUAUAAAAAAUUGUUUUCAAAUUGUGUAAAGAGGUUAUGAAAGAAUAAGUAAAAAGAGCCAAAGAUAAUAAUGAUCAAUCAUUUGUAAAAAAAUAUUCUCACCUUCUUGAAGAAGGAAAAAAUAAAGAAAAAAACGAAUUUGUGAUAGAAGCAAUAAAUUGCAUUAUUGAUAAUUCUUGGAAGUUCUUAUUUAACUAAAAAGAAGAGUUGAUAAACUAAUUCAUGAAUUAUACGUUCAAUAUAUCUGAAAGCUAAGUUAAGCUUUUAAAGAUUUUGUGCAUAUUUAAACCUAAUUUACAUUAAUUGCAGCAGAAAGAAAUCAACAAAGUUAUUAAGGAUCCACCUAUCGAAAAUGGAUUUGAGAUUCUUUAGUAAUUUGGACUUAUUGAAAAAAAUAUAAGAAAAGAAUAUUUUGAUUUAAUACUUGGAAUAACUAGUGAUAGAGGAUUUUUAGCUAUAGAUGCUCUAAUACAACUUUAAGAUGCUGCACAAUUUUUUGGAAAAAAUAAUCAGGAAGGUAGUAAUUCAGAAUAAUUGAAAAAGAAAUUUUAAAACAUACAAACUAGUUUGAUUCUAAGAUCUUUAUAUCUAUGGAAAAAAAUGUCAGCAACAAACUUUAAUCAUGAGAAACUUAAAUCUCCUGAAGUUUUAAAACCACUAGCAUAUACCAUAACAUUUUUAACUGCACAUGUCAUAGAUUUAUUAGAGUCAAAAUCUAAUGUAUUGAAUAAUAAUACUAUUUCAGUUUCUUUAGAUAACGAAGAUAUAAAUUAUAAAAAUCUAAUUGAACAAUUCAAUUCGUUUUUAAAGUAUAAAUCUUAAAAUAUGUCUUUUUUAGAUGAUUUAGAAGUUAUUAAAGCUUCUGAUAAAACUUCAGUAGCAAAUAUUUGUUUAAGUUUUAGCAUUUUAAAAAAUUUACCAGAAUCCGAUAUUUCUUGUUUUAUUUCAAGAUUUUUCUCAACGGAUAUCUAUGAAAUAAUUGGAAGCACGCACGCUGUCCCAUAGUUUAUGUUAAGCAUCCUCGGAUUUUUCAUUUCAGGAAUAAAAUCUGAAAAGAAAUUAGAGGACUACUUUCAAAACGCUGAUGCUAUAGAAAAAGAAAAAGAAAAUAGAUUUAUUUUCUAAUUAUUAUAAUAAAAUGGAAAAUUCACUGAAACUUCAAAAAAUUUUGCAUAGUUUUUCUAUCAUUUUACUAAAAUUAUACUAAUUUAUUAAUUAUAGAUUAGCUAAGAGGAAAAAAAUAAAUAACUACUUGAAGAAUUUAAAUAAUUUUGCUAAAAUUGUUUCAGCAUAGUCACUGGAAAAGAAAUGCCAUAAUUUAUAAUUAGUUCUAUUAGUGCUUUAAGAAAAAAAAAAUAAAAAUAAGUUGAUGUUAUUGUGAAGGAUUUGAUUAUUUUUUUAGUGGAAGAGACUAACUUGAAAGACUAUUUAGAAAUAAAAAAUGAAGAUAAAUAAAUUAGUUAGCAAUUUUAUUUAAUAUUUAAAAUGCUUUCUACUAUAUUUAAUCGUCCUGUUAUAAGUUUGUAAGAUUAAACUGUAGUUUAAAAUCUUAGCUUACUAAUUCAAGUUUCUGGAGAGGAAUUUAUUAGUUAAGAGUAGGUAUAAAGUUUGGUUGGGCUUCUUUAAGGAGAUAUUUCAAAAAUAUUUAAUUUAAUUAGCUAGUUUAAUCUAUUAAAUUAGAAUGAUAUGAAAACAAUAUAAGAAUUUGUUACUAUGACUUAAAAAUUAGCAGUCUUUUCAAAUCGUAGCUCUCUAGAACAAAUUAAAGCAACUCCUUAAUAAGUUAUAGAUGACUAAACAAAAGAUAUUCUAAAAAGGCUGAAUGAAGGAAAAAUAAGUAUUUAGGAUAUUUUUAGAUCUUUAGUAAACUAAGAAGGUUAAAAUGGAAUGAUUAAUAUUGAUACAUUUUGUACUUUCUUGAAUAGAAUAGGUAUUACACUUAGUUAGCAUAGAGCAAAUGAAAUUUUUGCAAUAAUCAAAAAGAAAAACAUACUAUCAAGCUAAAAAGAAUAAUUUUUAUUAAGCGAAGAUGAAUUCGAAAGAGCCUUUGAAUAUGUUAAUCUUAAAAAAAUUAGUAUGUCACUUGAGAAGUUAGGAAUAUCUGCUGCUUUGUUGGCAUUAUCUCUAGGCACAUUAGUACUAAUACUAGUUUUAUUAUUUGUGUUCAUAUUUUUAGGAAUAUAAGCAUUCACUUUAGGUGGUACUUUUGGUGCUAUCAUAAAUUCUAUCAUCCCAAUGGCUGCAGCAUCGGCUACAGCUGCAUCAUAAGAUGAUAAAACAUAAAAUUUGAACGAAAAAAGUAUUAAAAAUGUGGUAAAAGAGAUAGAACAGAUUUUAAAUUCAAAAUAGCUUUGA
Messenger RNA from Tetrahymena thermophila SB210, 11595 nucleotides. RefSeq names its product phage head-tail adaptor family protein, putative. The record is from RefSeq and is a predicted model, not a curated record. Lineage: Eukaryota; Ciliophora; Oligohymenophorea; Hymenostomatida; Tetrahymenidae. The transcript has 29 exons.